Molecule: messenger RNA, 2667 nt
Organism: Paramecium tetraurelia
Lineage: Eukaryota; Ciliophora; Oligohymenophorea; Peniculida; Parameciidae
Exons: 1
Biological process (GO): regulation of mitotic cell cycle; mitotic spindle organization
Cellular component (GO): mitotic spindle
Molecular function (GO): protein binding
Source: RefSeq, a predicted model, not a curated record
AUGGAAUAAAUAUUUGGAAAUUCUGUUUCACACAGCAAUUAAAUAGCUUUAUCAAGUGACUUUGCUUAUUCAGCUGGUUAAAAGGUAGUGUAUUAUUCAAUAGAAAAUAAUGAAUAAUAAAACUUUUUAAUUGGAUAAGCUUAAGUAAAUUCCAUACUUAUAUCCAGAGAUGGUAAUCUGAUUUUUACAGGAGAACAGAGUUUUAAAAGUCCAGCAAUCAAUAUUUAUAAAGUAACUACAGAGAAAAUUAUUGAACCUGUUCAUCGAUUAAUAGGUCAUAAAUUUGGAAUUAAGCAAUUAUUGGAAUCUCCAAUUAAACCAUUUUUAUUGUCUCUUGGAACAGAGUAAGAUAAAACACUAUUUUUGUGGGAUUUAUAAACAAAUAAAAGUUUGGCUAUCAACAAGCUUUAGAAUAAAGUGAAUUCAAUUAGGUUUUCAAAAACAGGAACUAUUUUGAUUAGUGCAGGUUAGUCUCAUUUACAAUAUUGGCAAUUUCGUUAAGAUGGAACUCCUAUAUUCGAAGGAUUAACUCUUUAAUCUAAAAGUUUUUAAUUAUUUGACUAAUUUGUAUCAAAAAAUUACAUAGAUUGUUUUAUUGAUGACAAUGUGUAUGCAUUCACAUCUGAUGCCCUAUUGUGUAUUUUUUCAUUGGCCACAAAAUAGUUGUUGUCUUUUAUGCAGCUAGAUUUAAUACAUCUCUUCACAUAUACCUUUAAUGGAAAGUACUUUUUUUUUGGAAGUUCAAAUUCUAAAAUUUAAAUUUGUGAUUCUGAAUUGUAACAUGUUUCCUUUCUCACUUAAAACAAUUAAACUACUCAGGAAUAUGAUUGCAUAGGAAUUGAAGCUAAUGAUAUUUAUUUGAUCUCUGCAUAUCGCAAUAGGAAUAUUGCAUUUUGGAACAUCACUAAUAUCAAUAAGAUUGAAUAAAUAAGAGUACUUUAUAGUCAUAGUAAUGUUAUUAAUGAUUUGAUUGUUCUUAAACCUUAAUCAACUUAGGAAGUAUCAUUCUUUGCUUCAAUUAGUGAAUAAUAUCUGACCAUCUGGCACACCAAUUCUAAUAACAGAAUCAGGAAACUGAAUUUGCAUAGCAAUGUUACUUAUGUAGAACAAUUCAAAUCUGAUUUUUAAUAUAAUGAGUUAAGGUGUCUAUCUUUAUCUAGUGAUGGGUAAUAUUUGGCUAUUGGAGACACCUAUGGAUUGUUGAAAGUUUUUUCAUUUGUCAGUUUUAAGUAGUUGGCCUCUGUUUAGGCUCAUACUUUGAAAAUAACAGCAAUUUAAUACUGGGCUUUCAAUAAUAGUUUUAUGACAGGAUCAGAAGAUAAAACCAUUGCAAUAUAUGAGAAAUCAAACUUUAAAAAUUAUUGCCUUCUUUCUCAUCAUACUGAUUCAAUACUAAACAUAUUUACUUAUUAAAAUAAGAUCAUUACAUAUUCGAAAGAUAAGUAUCUUGUAUUUUUAGAAUAUUCCUAAUCAAAUUACAAUAUCUACCAUAAAUCAAUGGUGAGUAGAAUAAAUUCAAUUGAUUAAGAUUAAAACCUCCUGUUCAUUUUAUAGGAUGGAGUAGUCUCUGUUAUUGAUAUCUUGCGAAAUCAUCAGAAAUUAAUUUUAAAUAUCUAAGAUUGUUUAAAAUUGAGAGUUUCUCACCAAGAUAAUUACAGAAUUCUGGCGACUACAUCCUAUAAAAAGGUUACACUUUAUAAAUACUUGAAUGAGAAUGACUAUAAAAAAAUAGAAGAAUUAGAUAUUGAUAAUAUAGUCACGAUUGAAUUUGCCAAUAAUAAUACACAUUUAAUUUUUAUGACAAGAGAGGCGAAUACAAUAAUACUGUGGAAACUCAAUUCUAUAAAAUCAGUAAAAGCAUAAGAAACCCAAUCUUUACAAUAGAGUUGGGUAAAGAAUCAUUUUUGGAACAAUAAUAAAUAGAGUUCAGAAUAAGAAUAAUAAAUUGAAGAAGAUGCGAUCAUAAAAUUUGAUUCAGAAAGUGAUGAAGGCUAGAUAGAAUAAAAUAAAGUUGUAUCUGAAACUCCAAGAUUAGAUUUAUUGGCUUUAACAUUAGGUGCAUAGCAUGCAGGGGAAAUAAAAAAAUAAUUAGAAUAAGCUACCUAAUAAAUUAACAAGUAAAUUUAACUAAAAUAAGAGGAACAAGGUCUGUUGCAUAACCCAUUUUAUGAAGAACAAAAAAGUAUGCAAGAAUUUCAUAAGAAACAGAAUUCAAAAAUAAUGUAAAGGUAGUUAUUGAACAAAGCACCUAAGUAAGAUUAAGUUAAGGAUCAAUCAAAAGUUGAAUAAAACUAUGCUAUUACUAAUAGUAUUGCAUUGCCUAUUCAAAGCUUUUUAGGGUAAAAGAAUCAAAAUUAAAUAGUAUAAUAUGAUAAAAUGCCCACUAUAGAAAUGGAUAUCAAAAGAUUUGAGAGUAGUUAGGUUAUGAAAAAUAUUUCAUAGAGUAUUCGUAAUAUAUCUAAAUUCUAAAGUUCUUUUCAACCUGAAAAUUCUAUCGUGUUAAAUUGCUCGUACAAUUUUACUGAAAGAAAGCAGGAUGAUUAGAAUUAUGAUGACGAGAAUCUACUAUAUGUAUUUGAUAUCAAAGAUAAAAUAGUAAAAUCAAUAGAUUAAAAGUGCCAAAUUUCAAAUGCGAUUGAUAAUGAUUUAAUUGAACGAACUUAUUGA